Molecule: messenger RNA, 1087 nt
Organism: Chenopodium quinoa (quinoa)
Lineage: Eukaryota; Viridiplantae; Streptophyta; Magnoliopsida; Caryophyllales; Amaranthaceae
Product: pseudo histidine-containing phosphotransfer protein 6-like
Exons: 5
Coding region: 355-837 (160 amino acids)
Biological process (GO): phosphorelay signal transduction system; phosphorylation; cytokinin-activated signaling pathway
Cellular component (GO): cytoplasm; nucleus
Molecular function (GO): protein histidine kinase binding; histidine phosphotransfer kinase activity
Source: RefSeq, a predicted model, not a curated record
UAAGUAAUCCACUCAAACAAACAAUAAUGGAAAUUUAAAGGGAAUAAUAAAAAGUUGAUUUAUGUUAAAUAACUAAGGACCAUCCCUCAUUCACAAAAACAUGGUCCACCCUAUAAAUAACACCUUCACUCUCCUCGCUCUUCCCGCUUCCAUUCCAUAUCACACUUCCCUCAAAACCACACCCACUUACACAGUUACACUUACAUACACAAUUACACACACACACAACCUUAAAAAGGCUCCUGAAAUUAAUUAAAUCCAUCCCCCAAAAAUUCACACAACUUUCUAUAUUAUCAUAUCCAAGUUUAAUUAGUUUGUAAUAAUUCAUCUUUCAAAACGGGUCUUCCGUUGUGGAUGCUUGGCUUGGCCGCUGAACAGCUGCGCGCCGAUAUGAAUCGCUUACUUUCUCUCCUCUUCCACCAAGGGGUGUUGGAUGAACAAUUCUUACAAUUGCAACAACUUCAAGAUGAAAGCUCUCCUAACUUUGUUUCUGAAGUGGUCAAUAUUUACUUCCAUGAAUCUGAGAAACUACUCCGAAAUCUCAGAACUUUUCUAAUGGAUAGAGAAUUUUCAGAUUACAAAAAAAUAGGAAUGCAUUUGAAUCAGUUUAUGGGAAGCAGUUCAAGCAUAGGUGCUAAAAGAGUUAGAAAUGUAUGCGUUGCCUUUCGUGCUGCUUCUGAACAAAAUAACCGUGCUGGAUGUAUAAGAGCAUUGGAGCUAUUGGAGCACGAGUACAGCUAUCUCAAGAAUAAAUUGCAUGAACUCUUUCAAAUAGAACAGCAAAGAGUACUAGCAGCUGGGGUGAGGUACCCAAUACAACACAACAACAACAACUAGCUAAAACAAAAUUUGCAUUAAAAUCUCACUUAUAAUUUUCCUUACUAAUUUUGAUCCCUAUGUUUUCAGAAUUAGGUAGGGUUUGGUGCCAUACCAUUAUUAGUAAUAUUGUAUGCUUAAUUAGCUUAUAUGAAAAUCUUUAAUUGCUAAUUAUGUAAUGGGAUCAGAUCAAAUCAAAUCAGCAGUAGUUUGUAAGUUUCAAUGUUUGUCUUUUUAGAGGCAAUUAAUGAAUGUGCAGUUAAUUAAUUUU